AAGCACGUCAAAUCGCCGGCAUCAACCGGAUAUUUGGAUGGCAGGAUGCAGAAAGCUGUGAUCAAAGAUGUAUAGGAAAUCUGUAAAUAUAUUAAUGGAUGGUGGGGAUUUUUGACCAUUCAUUUCUUUAAAGAAACGAGCCAGGUACUUGCAGUUUCUUUUUUAAAUUUGUUUGAUUCAAAAGUGAGUAUAACCAACGAAAAAUAUCUUCGUGCCACACGAAAACUUUCAAGAUCAAGGUGUCUGUAGGCCUGCGGAUGAUCAAAGAGAAUGGCCGCUCUUUUGAAACUGAUCAAAAAGAAGCAAGACAGUGCAUCUAGUGGUAGCGAAAUAGUGGCGGUUGCAAGUCACCAGAAAAAUAAGGAAGGUAUUCAUGUUUUGGAGCCCAGCGUUGAUAAAAGGGGCGGCGUGGGUAAUACAGAUGCGGAAAGCCAAGUAAAACCAAAAAAGUCGGCAAAGAAUGCAAGCUCUGCAAGAAACAAUGGAAGGCCCGAGCUUCGCACUAAAAGGUUAAUGAGAGAGUAUCUGCAAAUUUCCAAAAUGAGUGGAGAUAUAAACUCUUGCUUUUCUGCCGAGCUGGUCGGUGAAAGUUUGUACGAAUGGAAUGUGAAGCUUCUUAGAGUUGACCCUGAAAGUGAAUUGCACCAAGACAUGACAGAAUUAGGUCAUGAACAUAUCCUAUUAAACUUGACAUUUCCAGACAAUUUCCCGUUCUCACCUCCUUUUAUGAGAGUAGUUAAACCCAGAAUUGAUGGUGGAUUCAUCCUUGAUGGGGGAGCAAUUUGCAUGGAGCUGCUCACACCCUCUGGCUGGAGUAGUGCCUAUACUGUGGAGGCAAUAAUCAUGCAGUUUGCUGCCCUUGUUGUAAAGGGAAAAGGGCGCAUUGACAAGAGAUCAAAAUCUGAUUUCAGCAGGAAAGAAGCAGAGUCAUCAUUCAAGAAACUAGUGAAGACCCAUGAAAGGUAUGGAUGGAUAACUCCUCCAAUCUCAGAGGGCUAAAUAACACAUGGGGUCUUUCAAGAAUGAAACUUUCCAUCCAUAAAGGGGAAAAUGUUUUAUAAUAGAUAUGAAGAUGAUUCAUCUAUUUAUUAAUGUAGAUAUGUAAGACUAAAUUUGUUGCCUGUGAAAAAAAUUGUUGCUAAUAUUGCUUGUGCUAAUAAGACACUGGAUGUAUCUAACUAAAAACCAUGUUACAACUUCACUUACUUUCAGUUAUAAGAAAGUCUCAAUUUCCUAACUGGUAGAUAAAAUCACAUUAACUUGAACUUCAAGGAAUCUUUGCUGUUCAUGGGAAAAGCUCACAAUGUUCUUCUUGCAGCCUUUGAUCCUACUUGUGGCUUGCAACUCAUGGUCUUUGCAGCAGCCAAAAUCAUAAUGAUGAUCACUGCAGAAAAAAUGUUUGCAGAAAAUUAUACAGACAAAUUUACUACUUAGUGUUUCAUCCAAACCGACAUUGUUUUGAAAAUUACUGAAAUACAUUUCCUUAUUCUGCCGUUUGCCAAAACAUCUUACUAAGUCUGCACCUCAAACUUUGACUGAUUUCCAGAUAAACCAAUAGUAAGGUUUGUACACAAAAUUUUGUAUGUUUAAAUAUUGGAAAAUACCAGAACAUGAUAAGAGUGCUACCACACCUCAAUAAUAAAAUCAUACAACUUUGUUUUUAUUUUUUCUUGUGAAAAAGUAGAAGAGUAGGAAAGUUCACUUUGAAGAAUUUCAGAAAAAUUAUUUGACCUGUCUUGGUAGUUAGUGAUAAGGAGGGAAAAGAGAUAAUAAUGAUGAUUUUAGUUCUAUAAUAAUGAGUAAAGCUAUUUUUUUGAAUUGUAAGAAUAAUUAAUUAAUUUGCAUUAAUUUAGUCAGUGCAUUGCACAAGGAUGCUUAAUUUACUUUUUUUGUUACUUGGUGUAUAUAUUAGCUAUUUAUUUGGUGUAGCUGAAACUUCAUGCCAGUGCUUAGCUACUGUUUUGAUUAGUUUUUUAUGUUUGGAAAUGUUA
Molecule: messenger RNA, 1991 nt
Organism: Rhopilema esculentum
Lineage: Eukaryota; Metazoa; Cnidaria; Scyphozoa; Rhizostomeae; Rhizostomatidae
Product: ubiquitin-conjugating enzyme E2Q-like protein 1
Source: RefSeq, a predicted model, not a curated record